UUCCGCCCACCGCGCAUGCGCGUCCCACCGGUCACCUUCCCCUCUGGCCCCGCCCCGCCGUCCCCGCGCAGGCGCAGUGGCAGCGCCGGCGUGAGGGGAAGCGGGGGCGGUUCCGCCAUGUACCGGCACGGCCGGGCCGCCGCCGCCGCCGCCGCCGCCCGCCUCCGCUCCGCCGCCCCCCCGCUCCGCGCAUGGAGCCCGCCCGGGGCCGCCGCGCCCGCCGCGGACCCGCCGCGCCGCCGCUACCGAGCGCGGCCGCAGGACCUGUCCCCCCCCGAGGGGCUGGGGGGUGACAUCACCACGGUGGACGGUCACCGCGAGGAUGACAUCGCGGUGCGCGACGCUGUCCCCCCCCCGGCCCCCCCCGCCCUCCUCCUGCUCCUGCGAGGCCACGCCCCCCUGCUGGCCCCCCCCGGGCCCCCCCGGCCCCCCCCGACCAUGGACGAGCAUUUGGCCGCCAUGCACCAGAAGCUGCAGCAUGAGCUCCCCAAUUUCUUCCUGAAAAUCCCGGAUUACGGGCUGUACGCCCCCGACGUGGAGUUCAUCAACCCCGUCCUGCGGCUGCACACGCGGGGCCGUCCCAUGUACGCGGUGGCGGUGGCGCUGUGCCGGGCGGUCGCCUGGGGGUACUUUGCCAGCGUGCGGCUGGAGGUUCUGGCGCUGACGCGGCACCGCGAGGAUUGGAGCCUGCGGGCGCGAUGGCGACUGACGGGGCUGCCCCUGCACCUGUGCCUGCUGCGCUUCUACCGCCGCGACAAGGGACAGCUGCUGCGGUCCUACGACGCCUUCUCCACCUUCUUCCUCAACUCGCAGGGGCUGAUCCGCUGCCACCGCGUGGACAAGAUGAUGCCGACCCCCCGCGACGUCACCGAGGACAAGAAGCUGUUGGUGGCCGCGGUGACGGCGGCGCUGGGACCGGCGCUCACGGGGGACACCGGCGUCCCCAAAGUGUCCCCGUUGUCACCCCCCCCUUAACUUAAUGUACAGAAUAAAACACGACGCGCGCCGCGGA
This is a messenger RNA of Columba livia (rock pigeon), 1012 nucleotides long. It is a transcript of the gene C32H6orf136, whose product is annotated as chromosome 32 C6orf136 homolog. The transcript has 6 exons. The record is from RefSeq and is a predicted model, not a curated record. The coding region runs from base 16 to 975 and encodes 319 amino acids. Lineage: Eukaryota; Metazoa; Chordata; Aves; Columbiformes; Columbidae.